GAAGAGAUGAGCAGUUCAGGAUGAUGGACGUCUGAUGGCAACUUCCCUUUGAGAUUCACAGCAGUUGCAGCCAACAUAAACCCCAGCAGCAGUCCAACAGCACGACACAGUUCACGGACUUGUAAUGAAAUAAGCUGCUCACAAAACACUGAGGCACAUCAGGACAAGACUGAGCAGGGAGUUUCGGCACUCUGGUGAUGAUCUCUACAUGUGACACAUCACUUGUGAAGAUGCUACCUGAGGAUAUGACAGAUACGGACGAUGCAAGAAAACAAGAGGACAUCUUAAAAAGUCAUAUUCAUUAAUUUAUGGUUUAUAAACUAUGGUUUGUUUUUUCUGGGUGCAACUCCACAUCGCAAAAUGAACAUCAUGAUUUUAAAGGCCUCAAGUGUUUAAGGGUAUUUUUUAAGAAGACAAUCCAGCAUGUUUAAACGAUGGCUUUUAGGCCUGUUGGCCCGGUUCGGCCUCAUUGUGCUGGGCCUCUGCUGCUGUCUGUCUCUGUUCUACCUCCUCGCCUGUAAACCAGCGUCUCACAGCAGCCAGCAGUCUCUGCUGUGGUCUGGAGGGGCCACCAGUAAGGAGGGAUACCUGGCCUUGCUGCAGGAGCGGGAGGACUCUCACAGACAUUACAUUAACAGCCUGACAAAGCAGAUAGCCCAGCUGAAGGAGGCUCUCCAGGAGAGGACGCAGCAGCUUCAGGAGUCCCUGGAAAAAGCAAAAACCAGAGGGAUCUUGCCACAGGGUCUGGAGAGUCUGCACAAGACCCCGACACAAACGGACCUGAAGGAGUUCCUUCGCUCCCAGCUGAACCAUGCCGAGGUGUACUCAGGUGUAAAGCUGCCCAGCGAAUAUGCAGUGAUUCCUUUUGACACUUUCACCCUGCGGAGGGUGUACCAGCUGGAGACGGGGCUGACGAGGCACCCAGAGGAGAGGCCUGUGAGGAGAGACCGCAGAGACGAGCUGAUAAGCACAGUGGAAACAGCUCUGCAUGUCCUGAACGGACCUCUGCAACACACAGACAACACCAGACGGAAGCACACAUACUCCCCUUCAGACUUCAUAGAGGGGUUGACUCGUACAGAGCGGGACAGGGGAACUGUCUAUGAACUGAUGUUUAAAGGCGAUGGCCCGCGAGACUUCACACAGCUCGUGCUCUUCAGGCCGUUUGGCCCUGUGAUGAAGGUGAAGAGCGAGAACGUUGACACAGGCAACAUGCUCAUCAACAUCAUCGUACCUCUCUCCAAAAGGCCGGACGCUUUCAGGCAAUUCAUCAACAACUUCAGAGAAGUGUGCAUAAAGCAGGACGCCAGAGUUCAUCUGACUGUGGUCUACUUUGGCCGAGAUCAGAUAGACCAGGUGAAAGCCAUGCUGGACCAGACCACCAGAGAGACUCGGUUCAGAAGCUUCACUCUGAUCCAGCUGAAUGAGGAGUUCUCUCGUGGCCGGGGCUUAGACGUGGGUGCCAGGGCGUGGAGGCGCAGCCAGAAUGUCCUGCUCUUCUUCUGCGAUGUUGACAUCCACUUCACGGCUGACUUCUUAACUUCCUGUCGUCUCAACGCCGAGCCUGGUAAGAAAGUGUACUAUCCAGUGCUCUUCAGCCAAUACAACCCAUCUGUUAUUUACAGUAAUCAGACAGCUCUACCGCCUGUUCAACAACAACUGGUGAUAAGGAAGGAAACUGGAUUCUGGAGAGACUUUGGGUUUGGCAUGACGUGUCAGUACAGGUCUGAUUUCCUCAACAUAGGUGGUUUUGACCGUAACAUCAAAGGCUGGGGUUUGGAGGACGUGCACCUGUACAGGAAGUACCUUCACAGUAAGCUGAUGGUGAUUCGCUCUCCGUCCAGAGGCCUUUUCCACUUGUGGCACGAAAAGAGCUGUGCAGACCAGCUCCCUCCAGACAAAUUCAAGAUGUGCAUGCAGACCAAAGCCAUGAGUGAAGCUUCACAUGGCCAGCUGGGGGAGCUGUUCUUCAGACGAGAGAUUGAGAUUCAUUUGAGCUCCCAGAAGCAGACAAACACAACAACAUGAUAAGGACAAUGUGAUGGGGAUUUGGUGAUGUUAUUAUUAGUUAUUGCUCUGGUUUUCACAAUAAUUUAUAUUUACUAACGUUACCUUUUAACUGCUAUUGUUUUCCACUUGUGCAAUUAAUGACUGAUAUAUUUUGUGUGAAUAAAAGAAUGAACUACCAGAAUGUAAUCUACUUGUGUGCUGCAUGUUUCUUUAGAUAGGAAAGCAACUGAGGGAAUGUGACAUAAAAAACUACUCUUAAUAAUUUGUGUGGUUUAAUGUGGUGUCCUUAAUGCAGGUUUUCCCAAACCC
Messenger RNA from Centropristis striata (black sea bass), 2319 nucleotides. RefSeq names its product chondroitin sulfate N-acetylgalactosaminyltransferase 1-like. The coding region runs from base 424 to 2028 and encodes 534 amino acids. Gene Ontology annotation, cellular component: Golgi cisterna membrane. NCBI's taxonomy places the organism in Eukaryota, Metazoa, Chordata, Actinopteri, Perciformes, Serranidae. The record is from RefSeq and is a predicted model, not a curated record. The transcript is spliced from 11 exons. Gene Ontology annotation, molecular function: glucuronosyl-N-acetylgalactosaminyl-proteoglycan 4-beta-N-acetylgalactosaminyltransferase activity.